CCUGAACUGUGCACCUCACUUGGCUGCAGCAGCACAGUGCACCUCAGCCCUCCUCUUUCCCUCUUAAUUUAAGUCUGACUGUGACAGCACGGAAAAGCAGCAGAUCUCCCCACAGAUUAAGAAACUGUGUAAACCUCUCACAGGUUUUUAUUAUUUUUCUUUUUUGUUAAAGAAUUUUGUGGAUCACCGAGGAGGAAGAUGCUGAGGCGAAAGCCCUCAAACGCCUCGGAGAAGGAGCAGACUCAGAAGAAGAAGUUGACCCUGCAGCGAUCCAGCAGCUUUAAGGACUUCAUGAAACACAAACCCACCUCUCCUGUUGCAUCAGAAAAGGAGUUCAGCUUAGAGGAAAAUGCAGCAGAUGGAGUGACAGCAGAAGAAGUUGUAAAAAGUGGCAGCAAACUGGGGAAAAAGUGGCGCAACGUCAUCUCACGCACCAUGACCCGCAAAACAUCCAAGAUGGUGCAGAAGGCACUGGCUGAGGAGGGGGGGGAGAGUAGUGAGGAGCUGUCCCCCGUCUCCUCCGAUUGGAUUCCAGAUCUGAUGACAGGAAAGAGGACGUCUGUGUGCUCCACAGGCUCAGAGGACACCACGCCCAGCCCCGUCAGCCGCCAGCUCUCUGGCAGCAGCGACAGACAGAGUUUGGACAGCGGAUACUGUCAGAGGGACAGCAUGAGACUGGAGGAGAACGGCGUCUCGUACAACGGGCCAUUUUGCGGUCGAGCUUUGGUCCACACAGACUUCACUCCCAGCCCCUAUGAUGUGGAGUCUCUGAAACUCCAAAAAGGAGACAUCAUCUACAUCAUCGACAAGCCGCCCGUGGGUACCUGGACAGGAAAGCUCAACAACAAGGUGGGAUCCUUCAAGUUUAUCUAUGUCAACCUCCUCCCAGAUGAGAGCCCCGUAGCCAGACGGAGGCGCUUCGACAGCAAGAACCGUCAGUCCAGUUCCAAGCCCAAAUCCCUCGAGGAGGUUCUGGAUAGCAUAGGCCUGACGGAGCUGAGUCCCAUACUGUCCAUGCACGGCUUCCAGAGCCUGGAGGACUUCACAGGACUGAAGGAGUCACACCUGAACGAGCUGAACAUCACAGACCCAGAGCAGCGCUCCAAGAUCCUAAACGCCUCUGAGCUGCUCAUAGACUCUGAAGACGAGUCAGAGCCAGAGGAGGAGGAGGAGGAAGCAGGGAGGUCUGCGGAGGACACCAAGGAGCCGAGGGACUCGGGCUGCUUUGAGAGCUCAGAGAACCUGGAGAACGGACGCGAGGAGCCAAAGAAUGAGGAAGAGUCGAACCAAGAAACAGGGAAACAGGAGUCUGAAGAGACAGAGGAAACCCAGACAGAGCAAGUAGAGGCUGUGCAGCAACAUCUGGAGCAGCUGGCUGUGGAUGAAUGACAGUGAAAUUAAAAAAAAUAACUUUCUCCUCCCUGGUUUUAAGGGACAAUUAGAAAGAAGACAGACCAAAAAAACUUCCAGUUCAUGGAAGAGAGUGUGUUGCAGCAGAACUAGCUUGUCCUGGCGACGUUCAGAGUGAGCAGCACUGCGUGCUUGCAGGUGUCACAGCUGGCUUCAUUCUGUGAACACAUUCUGAAAUGUGGCAAAUGGCUUCAUAUCAGGCAUCAUUUUAUAUGGUUAUAAGGAGAGGUUCAACUUAACCCUUUUAGACAUCUGUUUUCCGACUCAGUGUGUGAACGUAUUGAUGCUGUGGUGCGUUUGUUCAUGAAUGUAAAAUAUUUCAUUUCUUGUGUGAUUUGAGUUUAGUUGUUACAAUUUUGUCUGUAACGUGUUGUUGUGAGGAGGUUGUGUAAAUAAACAUAAAAGUGCUUUAA
Messenger RNA from Nothobranchius furzeri (turquoise killifish), 1823 nucleotides. RefSeq names its product SAM and SH3 domain containing 3 (gene sash3). The record is from RefSeq and is a predicted model, not a curated record. NCBI's taxonomy places the organism in Eukaryota, Metazoa, Chordata, Actinopteri, Cyprinodontiformes, Nothobranchiidae. Gene Ontology annotation, molecular function: protein binding.